Molecule: messenger RNA, 3252 nt
Organism: Daldinia vernicosa
Lineage: Eukaryota; Fungi; Ascomycota; Sordariomycetes; Xylariales; Hypoxylaceae
Product: RNA12 protein-domain-containing protein
Exons: 2
Coding region: 391-2955 (854 amino acids)
Cellular component (GO): mitochondrial inner membrane
Molecular function (GO): RNA binding
Source: RefSeq, a predicted model, not a curated record
UCUCAUCUAUAACUUCGUUCCGACGGUUUCUCAAUUACUUCGCGCUACCUUAAGUUUUAGAAGCUUUCAUCCCACUAAGACUGUGGCUUUUGCUAGUAGUGGCUUGACUAUACUAUCUUGACAAGCGGGGGAGAUACGAUUACCUAAGAUUAACUAAGUACAUUUGAUCUUAGCAAGAGCUAACAAUGACCUCAUCGGCCUUCACGAAACUUGUUGGAUGAGCUGCAUUAACUAGUUACAUGCAGUUACCUGUUAAUGAAACCCUAACUAUCUGUUAACACCAAUAAAUUCCAGUACUUUUGGCACAAUCACUACGGGCCUCAUAUAUCUUUAUCCAGCUCAUCGCAAGCUGCUAUAAAGCAUGGGGAUGAGCUUCAAAUCUUGUAGACGAUGAUGCCAAGAUACCCAUGUCUCGGCCCUAGGAGCUUGCCUGGGUUGAGGGGGUUAAGAACCCCGGGCUCAUUUGCAAGACCUAUUCUCACACAACGUUACCAGCCACGAUGGACAUCGGUGCCGAGAGCUUGGGAGAGCACUACCAACGGAGAGGCGAGAAGCGGUCAUAUAGAUGCUGCCCCGAAUGAAUCCAUUCUUUGGAUAGACACCUUAUUCCCCCUCAAACUCUCCGGUUUACUACGAGCGCCAUGGAAGAGUCCCGACCUGGACGUGGACGAGCUCAUGAAGCGAUUUCAGAACUCAACCCUAGGCGCCCUUAACCCUAUAAACAAUGUGAAGCGAGCCAUUCCAAAGACAGCCCCAGUUAAUAUCACUGAAAUCAUACCUCGUUUCAAGGACGGUGGAGCUUUUGUCAAGUUCACAUAUCCUGCCGAUGUACCCGCCAAGGAUAUCGAGGCAGCCAUCUCUAAAUACCUCCAGGAGAACCCCGUAAGGCCAAUUUUCAAUCCCUUCAGGAGAGUCCGGGUCGGACUCGUUCAUGGUAUUCCCUGGCUAGAAGACUUGCACAGGUUCCCUAAGGAUAGACUAAGGGUUGAAUUCGUCCCCAAGAAUCCGGGUGAGGAGGCGGUCGAGUUGCCCCCGGAAACCUUGUAUAGCUUGUUCCGCCGGUACGGAAAGAUUGCCGAGAUCCUCUCACAACCAUGGGAUUCUAAAGUCUUCCCGAAAUACGCCUAUGUUGAUUUUGCAACCGUUAGAGAUGCCAUCAUGGCUAGGAACUGCCUGCAUGGUUUCGUCGUGCCCCAAGAUCUUGGCGGCGGCAAAUCGGGUACCAGGCUACGCAUAUCUUAUGAACAGCGAGAGCAACCACACCGGUUUUGGGAGUGGAUAUCGAAUCAUCCGAGAAUUGUCAUUCCUGUCUUGGUCGCCUUACUAACCGGUCUCACUGUUAUUGUAUUCGAUCCCAUUCGAUCAUUUUUCGUCAAAGCUCACGUCACAGGCCGGUUCCGGCUCAGCAACAGUAAGCUUUAUAGAUGGCUUCGAAGGCGGACUGUUUCUAUCUUAAAUCUCAAGAAAGAAAAAGCGGACCAAGCAGGACUGAGUGCAGUUUGGACUCACAGGAGGGACCUAAUCGACCAGAUUCGGAAAUGGCUACUAGAAACUACUGAAACUUUCAUCGUCGUCCAGGGACCUCGCGGCUCCGGUAAGAAAGAACUGGUCUUGGACCAAGCCCUAAAUGGUAGGAACAAUGUUCUAGUCAUCGACUGCAAACCGAUAGUAGAAGCUAGUGGAGAAUCUGGAACGAUCAAGCAGAUGGCGGCGUCCGUUGGUUACCGUCCUAUAUUCUCGUGGGCGAACAGUGUGAGCAGUAUGGUCGAUCUUGCUGUCCAGAGUACAACCGGUGUCAAAGCAGGCUUCUCCGAGACUUUGGAAUCACAGCUUCAGAAGAUCCUGCAGACAACAGCCGUCGCCCUCACGGAAAUUGGUAUCUCGGACCGUAAAAAGACCGAUUCUGACGCUUCACUCCCCGUCGAUGCCUACCUGGAAGCACACCCUGAGAAGCGACCCGUUGUAGUUAUCGACAACUUCCUGCAUAAGGGCGAUAGGAACGCUAUUGUUUAUGAUAAGAUUUCCGAAUGGGCUGCUGCUUUAGUCCAAUCUAAUAUUGCCCACGUCAUCUUCCUAACUACCGACUCUUCCUACUCGAAAUACCUAUCCAAAGCUCUUCCCGACCGUAUUUUCCACGAGACCGCCCUCGGAGAUCUCUCACCCGAUGUAGCCAAGCGCUUCGUCCUAAGCCAUAUUACCAACGGAGAGGAGCAGCUCGAAGUGAAAGAAGACUCGAGCGACUCGAGCGAGAAGCAGCCAGCAUGGGCCAAAGUCCUCCCCGACUUAGGAGAACUUGACGAAUGUAUCGGCACUCUAGGCGGUCGUCUCACAGACCUGGAAUUUCUAGCCCGUCGUCUGAAAGCUGGUCAGAGCCCCAAGCAAGCGGUGGAGGAAAUCACGGAGCAAUCCGCUUCCGAAAUCCUCAAGUUCUACCUCCUCCCCGGCAAGACGACCAGCGACGGCGAGCACAAGUGGUCCGUGGAACAGGCCUGGUACCUCGUCAAAGAACUCGCCCGCAACGAUUCCCUACGCUACAACGAAGUCCUCCUGCACAACACCUUCGCGUCCUCGACCACCGCACCCGACGGAGAGGCCGCGCUCGAAGGCCUCUCCAACGCCGAGCUCAUCACGCUGAAAUCGCGCAACGGCCGCCCGGCUCUAAUCGCUCCCGGAAAACCGGUCUACGCCGCGGCGUUCCGCCUGCUGGCGCGCGACCCCGCCCUCUCCGCGAAGAUGGAUCUCGCGGUGCUGACGGAGCUCGUCAAAGCCGAGGCCAAGAACAUCGAUAAGGCGGAGGCGGAACUCGCGCUGCUGGGCGGCUUGCCUAUGCAGCCGGCGCAGACGGCGGGACGGACGUAUUAUUUGCUGGGCAAGAUCGACGCUGCGCAGAGGAAGGUCGAGGGUUAUGAGCGGGAGAUGGGGGCGUUGAAGAAGGUGCUUUGUACUGAGGCUUGAAUUGGUCUUGGUGGUGGUGGGUGGGUGGAUGGAUAGGUACAUAGGUGGUUAGGGGGGCGAGGGUGUUGAAUAUACAUAGGGGUAGUGGCAUGGCAUGGCAUGGCAUGAUUCCAGUCGAUACCCAACUCAUUUACUCGGUUAGAAAAAUCGGUAUAUAAAAGUAAAAGCAGUAUUAUAUUUCGCAUCCUAUACUGAUUUCAGCACCUAGCUUAGCUCUCUUCCAUGUACUUAUUUUUUAGAAACAAGUAAAUACAGAUCCUUCCUUUAGUCUACGAGAAGGGAAAUCUAACUGGCUGA